Messenger RNA from Oppia nitens, 969 nucleotides. RefSeq names its product SCO-spondin-like. The coding region runs from base 161 to 913 and encodes 250 amino acids. The transcript is spliced from 4 exons. The record is from RefSeq and is a predicted model, not a curated record. Lineage: Eukaryota; Metazoa; Arthropoda; Arachnida; Sarcoptiformes; Oppiidae.
ACUGUUUGAAAAGUCAUUUGCAAACUAAUUUUUGCUAAUAGUAGUCAUUAAAACAAAUUGUAAAUUAUUAAAAUUUAAAAACGCAAAUUAAUAUUUAAUUUUAACCUAGCUCAAAUUAGCUGUUUCAACAACAAAACAUUUGUUAUUUCGAUUGAUAAUAAUGAUGAAUAAACUAGUAUUGAUUGCUACUUUUAUUUUCAUUGUUAAUGUUGUCUAUAUUGAAUCAUUUAUCCCAGGGGCAAUUCGUCAUAACUGUGAUCCAGUGAAACAGGAGUACCAACAAUGUGGUACUAUGUGUCCGGAUACCUGUCAAGAUGUUGUAAGCUCUGGAAUCAAGGCAUGUGUACUGUCCUGUAGGUCCGGGUGUUUUUGUAAGGAACCGUAUGUGCUCGACAAAAAGGAUGGCCAAUGUGUAAACAAGUCAACAUGUUUGGUUGAAUCACAACCAACUUUAGAUAUAAAUAUUUUAGGGCCAAUUCGUCAGGACUGUGAUCCAAUGAAACAGGAGUUCCUUGAAUGUGGUACAAGAUGUCCGGAUACAUGUGAAGAUAUUUUAAGUCCUGGAUUCAAGGCAUGUCCAUUGAUCUGUGAAUCCGGAUGUUUCUGUAAGGAACCGUAUGUGCUCGACAAAAAGGGUGGCCAAUGUGUAAACAGGUCAACAUGUUUAGUUGAAUCACAACAAACUUUAGAUAUAAUCUCAAUUAGUACACAAUGUGAUCCGGUCAAACAGGUGUACCGACAAUGUGCAUCUACCUGUCCUAUGACUUGUGAACGAUUACGUAAAAAUAUCCCGGCUAUAUGUCCAUUGAAUUGUAUGUCCGGUUGUGACUGUAAGGAACCGUAUGUGCUUGAGUAUGAAGGAGGCCAAUGUGUAAACAGAUCGACAUGUUUUGUUGAAUCACAACAAAAAUAAUGAUUCAAAAAAAUUAUAUAAUAUUAUAUAUAAUAUUAUAAUUGAUAAAAUCAUAU